Messenger RNA from Cladophialophora yegresii CBS 114405, 2685 nucleotides. RefSeq lists its product as uncharacterized. Gene Ontology annotation, biological process: rescue of stalled cytosolic ribosome; ribosome-associated ubiquitin-dependent protein catabolic process. Gene Ontology annotation, cellular component: RQC complex. NCBI's taxonomy places the organism in Eukaryota, Fungi, Ascomycota, Eurotiomycetes, Chaetothyriales, Herpotrichiellaceae. The record is from RefSeq and is a predicted model, not a curated record. Bases 1 to 2685 code for a protein of 894 amino acids. The transcript has a single exon.
AUGUCUUCUCGAGCGCUCCGUAAACUUCAGCGGGAGCAGGAGUUGCAACGACAGGUCGAAGCCGCCAAAAAGGCCUAUGAAGGAGCCGAAGAGUCAGAGGAGGAAGACGAUGUGGCAGAACCCGUCUCUGCACCGUCUCGCCCAAAGAAUGCUUUUGACAUGCUGGAUGGCGCUGAAGAGGAAGAAGAAGCAGGUGAGGAUAACGAGAUGUCGAUAGUGCAACAAGAACCCUCCGCGAAGUCCGAGACCAAGCCCUCUUCCGAUCCCUCACCACCUCCGCCUACCAAGUCAAGGAAGAAAAAGAAGAAGCCGAAGAAAAAGGGAAAGUCUAAGGCCGAGGGAGCGGAGGAGCAGAAGGAAGAAUCUGAAGACGAGGUUGAUCGGGCACUCAAGGCCUUAGCCGCACAGAAUGGCCGGAGACAGGCUGCGCUAUCAGACGCCCCAAACACACCUAGCUGGGAAUCAAGAGCCACAAAACUACUUGCAGUCGACGCCCACAAUCUUAACCCGGUCAAUGAAAUGAAGAGUCUAUUUGGCAGUAUCGCCUUGGAGGGUCAGGAGUCCCGCUCAUCGCCCCGUAAUCAGCGUCGUCGCGAACAGAAUCAACAGCAAGGUGGUGUCGAUCUAGCCACUGCGCUGACUGGGAGAUAUUCCACGGCGAGUAGAGGCAAAGAAUUGGGGGCUCUGGCGCAUAGACGAAAUGUGUUCGCCCAGGGGAAAGAGGAAUGGCCCCUGGCGAAUAGUGGUGGGUUGAGCAUGGAAUUUGUGAAAUCCGAGUUUGAAUCAAUGGACACCACCGAAAAGCGAUAUAACAUCGUACACAACAAUGUUUACCGCGAAACACAAGGACACUUCCGUAUGGCAGUCGAGAUGAUGGAUCCCCAACGAAUGAUCGGCCUCUUGUCAAUGUAUCCUUACCACAUCGCUACGCUGCUACAAGUCUCGGAAAUCGCCAAACACCAGGGCGACCACGCUGUGGCUGGGGAUCUGGUCGAGCGAGCAUUAUUCUCCUUCGGCAAGUCAGUACACAGUACAUUUCCGGCCGCGUUGCGAAGUGGUACUGCUCGUGUAUCGUUCGAUAAGCCGGCCAACCGGGAACUGUACCUCGCAAUCUGGCGGCACAUCAAGAACCUCGAAAUGAGGGGCACGUGGCGCACUGCAUACGAAUGGGCAAAAAUCCUCCUCCAGCUCAACCCGCUGACGGAUCCCUAUGGUGUUACUCUAAUGAUCGAUCAACUCGCCCUCAGAGGCCGUCAGCAUACUCAACUCAUUGCGCUGUGCUCAGAUGACGCAUACGGCCAGGCUUGGGAUUUCUUGCCCAACAUCCAGAUCUCGUUGGCUCUGGCGUAUCUGCGGUCUGGCCAACCCCGGGACGCUCGCAAUUGCCUGGCCAUAGCAAUGCACAAGUACCCAUACAUUCUCUCCGCGCUAGCGUCGGCACUCGACAUCUCACCUUUGCCGAAGACUCUAUGGGCGAAACUUCCCACCACUGAAGCAGAGAAACUCUACACUCAACUCUACGUCAACCGCGCAAAAGACCUGUGGAAUACCCCUGAAACAAUCAGCCUCCUAGGUGAGGUCGCAGAGACUCUACCUCAUUACGGUGACGCCAUCUCCGCAGCUCCAGAAGCUCCCAAGCUGGAGAUCUCGCUCGAGGAAGCCCGGCAUAUCAUGCUACUCGAGAUUCCGGAGUUAAUCGCUCUUCUCCCACGCAAAUUCACCACCAUGCCUACCUCUUCCUCCGAUGUGCUCCCUCCGCCAGACUCACAAUCUGACUUCGUAGCUCGAGCGCCUGGUUCUGGUCCGCGGGGAGUGGACGCAACAAUGCAAACCAUCUUCAACGCCGCAGGUGCCACAGCCGGCACGGCAGGAAGUCUGCUCACCCGCAUCAUGAACUGGUUCAACACCCCUGCCACCGCGACUGACGCGCUCGGCGAGUCCGAAGGACAAGCUGCGCUUCGGGGACUUCAAGAAGAGCUUGGUGGGGGUAUCCCUCCUGAGAUGAUUGAGGAGUUUUUGCAGAUGCAAAUCGAGGACGCAGAGGGCCAAGAUCUGGGCGAGGGUAUCACAGCUGCUGGACUGGGUCUUGCUGACGGGCGUGAUUACUACCUCCAGAUGGACAGCGAGAAUUCUACGCAGGAUGACAACGACCACAGCGACAGUAUGCCCGACUUGGAGAGUAUUUCUGAAUCGGACACGGCAGCCGCAUCUGCACCUCAGCCAUUGCACGUAGCCAUGGUUGAAGAUGCAGACGAUGACGAUGAAGAAGGCCCGCGGCCAACGCGGCGACGCCCAUUACCUGCCAGUCGCGGGAUCCUUCGACACGUCGAUUCCGACGAUGAAGAUGACAAUUCCAUCCAUUUGACGACGCCGUCCCAGAAUUUUGGACCGUCCUCGCAACGAGCUACAGCCCCUCAAGCACCAUCCACCAAUAUCCAGGUCCCCUCGGCUUCGGCGCAGGACCAAGAAUUGUCGGAUCCGCAACGUCUCCAACGCUGGCUCCUCACUGCAGGUCUGACGGGCUUACAGGACAGGCCUGCGGAUCCCGAAGCGCUGAGAAAUUACAUGGAGCGACUGACGAUGUUACCCAACAGACAGCAAGACUGGAUCGUAAGGAUGGUCAGGCAGCGUGCUGGUGAGGAUGUAGAGAGGAAAAUUAGGGACGCAAUGGCGAGUUCCGCAUAG